Molecule: messenger RNA, 831 nt
Organism: Peromyscus eremicus (cactus mouse)
Lineage: Eukaryota; Metazoa; Chordata; Mammalia; Rodentia; Cricetidae
Gene: Odam
Product: odontogenic, ameloblast associated
Exons: 9
Coding region: 1-831 (276 amino acids)
Source: RefSeq, a predicted model, not a curated record
AUGAAAAUUAUAAUUCUUCUUGGACUCAUAGGAGCUACAUCUUCAGCCCCGCUUGUCUCACAGCGCCUAUUGUCUGCUAGCAACAGUCAUGAGUUACUCCUGAAUCUGAAUAAUGGUCAACUUUUGCCACUGCAAUUACAGAGUGCAUUUAACUCCUGGAUUCCUUCCUUCCCUGGGUUUCUGCAGCAGCAACAGCAGCAGCAGCAGCAGCAGGCUCAGGUCCCAGGACGCCCACAGUUCCCACUCUCAACACUAGAGAGCUUGGCUGGGCUAUUCCCAAAUCAGCUACCUUUCUCAGGACAAGUUGGGUUUGCCCAAGGAGGCCAGGCUGGCCAGCCAGAACUCUCACAGCUGCAGACACCACCACAGACCCAACAGGGUGUUAACCUUAUGUCCUAUGUGGUUCCCUUUAAAGUGCCUCAAGAUCAAACACAGAUGCUUGGAUACUACCCAGUUUACAUGCUUCUGCCCUGGGAGCAACCUCAACAAGCGGUCACAUCAUCACCCCAGCAAACAGGGCCACAGCUAUUUGAGGAACAGAUACCAUUCUAUAAUCAAUUUGGAUACAUACCACAGCAAGCAGAACCUGAUGUACAAGGAGGACAGCAGCGUUUAGCUUCUGACUCCUUUGUAGGCACAGCUCCUGAAACUCCUGGGAUGCCAACAGAAGGAGGGCCUCUAUAUUCACAAAGAGAACCAGUCAACUUUAAGCGUGACAAUGCAGGAGUUUUCAUGCCUUCCACUUCACCAAAACCGAGCACCGACCAUGUUUUCACUUCUGCCCUAGACCCAACUAUUGCCCCAGUACUUCCAGAACAGAAGGUAGAGUAA